GGGUUCUCACUGGCGGCUUAUCCGGAGAUAAUGAGAGCAGCGUAGCAAACCAAAUUUCAGGGGCAAAUUUUUCAAUCCGAUUUUAGGGUUUAUUCCCACUCAUCAUUCCAUCGCAUCCUCUUUCAAUUUCUUAGUGUAAUAUCUCUCACAACACAAAGAUAACGAUGCAUGAACUGAAACGCUGACUUCUUCAUCGUGGAAGUACUCCGUCUUCAUUCUGCUAUGGUACGUCGGUAAUCCGUCACCUUCCAAGCAAGAUUUCGCAUUCUCCAUUCAAAGUCGGUGCUAGGGUGAGCUCGAUGGAGCUGCUUCUUCGUAAUCCCACUGACACCCACUUCAUCUGUUAAGGUUCCUUCUUCGCCGACCUUAUCUGAUUCUCCGUAAUCCCUCCAACACUCCUCGACAUCUACGAUGGUUAGUACUUCUCGACUCGGUCCUGGUCUUAUUCUUUGCUAGUAUGCUUCUUUUCUUCCCCUAUUUACUAUUAGGAUAUAUUUGAUUUGUGGUCAAUGUUCUUAUUGAUCAAAAUUGUUUGUCUCAAAGAAUUGAUCAAAGUUUUGAAAAAGAAAAUGAUUCCAGUCAGCAAUAGAGAUGAUAUAAAAGCCAUAACUUCCAUCUCUACUGGAAAUAAUGAAUUUAUUGGAAUAAUUGUUGAAGCCAUUGAUAAAAUCGGUCAUGAUGGAAUAAUUUCUAUUGAAUCUUCUUCAUCAAGUGAAACUUUUGUGAUUGUUGAAGAAGGAAUGAAGAUCGACAAAGGAUACAUGUCUCCUCAUUUUGUCACAAAUCAGAACAAUUUUUCUGUGGAAUUUGAAAAUGCUAAAGUCCUGAUAACAUAUCAAAAGAUAUCAUCUGUGAAAGAAAUUGUCCCAUUGCUAGAAAAGUGUACUCAAUUAAGUGUCCCUUUGCUCAUUUUUGCUGAAGAUAUCUCAAUCUCAGUUCUUGAAACCCUAAUUGUUAACAAAAAUCAAGGUUUACUUAGGGUUGCUAUUGUGAAAUGUCCUGGUGUUGGGGAAAGAAAGAAAGCUUUACUUCAAGAUAUUGCCCUCAUGACAGGAGCUGAUUUUUUAUCUGGAGAUUUGGGUUUCACAACUGUUGUAGCUGAUCCAUCCAUGAAAGCUGAAAUCAAAGCAAGAAUUUCACAAAUAAAGAAAGAUCUUUCUGAAACAGAUAGUUCUUAUCUUUCCAAAAAGCUCAGUGAACGAAUUGCAAAACUCUCUGGUGGUGUUGCCACUAUCAAGGUCAGUUUAUUUAUUAAUUAUGACUAAAAUACUGUAUAUAUAAUGAAUUGAAAGAAUUUUGGUUAUCGGUAGGGGCUCACACUGAGAUGGAAUUAGAAGACCGAAAGCUAAGAAUUGAGGAUGCAAAAAAUGCCACGUAUGUAGCCAUGGAUGAGGGUAUUGUGCCUGGUGGUGGGGCCACUUAUAUUCAUCUUCUUGAGGAAAUUCCAUCCAUUAAAAAGUUAAUGGAAGAUCCAGAUGAAGAAAGUGGUGUCAACAUCAUAGCAUCUGUAUGUUUCUGUUUCCUAUGUUCUUUCUACAUUAAGUCAAAAAGUCAAAAAGAAAACUGAUAUAGCUUACUAGAUUAAGUUACUUACUAAUCAUGUAUUACAGGGACCAAAAUUAGACAUAUGCCCAACUGUUCACUCUCCCCUUUUAAAUAACUAUAGGAAAUUAGACUAAUUUAAAUAUUUUAAAAUCAUCACAGGCUUAUAUUUUGUUGUUGACCACCCUUUUUUCAAAAUCAUCCUGCAUUUUCACCUUCAACCUCAAUAAUUUGUGAUAGGUCUGGUUUUAUAAAAGGAAGAUGCAACAUGUUUCAUUUAUUAAGUGAGGUUUUUUGGCUUAACCCAUUAAGUGAUUAUGCAUAGAUUAAUUAAAAAAGAAAGAGACAUAUAUAGCUAUCCAUAUUAAGUGCUUAACUCAUUAACUCAAAAAGAAACACCACCUCAAUCUGGUUUAAUGUGGUAUCUAGGUAUGUUGGAAUGCUCUUUGUGAAGAGUAGUGGAAAGCCAAUGGAGAUGCUGGGAAAGCUAAAUGGGCUCACAGGCUUUGCUCCCAAUGAAGAAAUAAAAUUGUUUGAGGAAAUCAAAUUCGAACCUAAUGUCAUGUGUGAACACAUUGAUAAGAAGCUAACAUUUCGAGCUAGUCAGCUUGAAGAUGGGGAAAAUAUGGCGAUAAUAGAAGCUGUGCUUUUCACUUAAGGGCUGUUUACAAGGGCUAUAUUGAUAAGAAUGUUUGGGUUGGUCUCAAAUCUCUGCCUGUUGUUGUUAAGGUUCUCAACAAGGAGGGUCUUCAAGGCCACAGAGAAUGGCUUGUAAGCUCCUCUAGUUCUUUGUCCUUGCAACUAGACUGAAGUUAAUUUCCUUGGUAAGCUCAGACAUCCCAAUUUGGUGAAAUUGAUUGGGUAUUGCUGUGAAGAUGACCACAUAAUGCUUGUUUAUGUGAGAGAAGGCGUUUUCAACAGUGGGGACACCGGACUAUAUUGCCCCUGAUCUGAAGCGUUGUUGAAGAAAGGACAUGGGAUGGAUUGUGUACAGCCUGGUGGUGUUAAUUGGAUUUUUGAACUUGAGGAACUUCUUGAUGCUGCACAAUCUGAUGAAAAUGCUGGUACUUCAUCAAAGUCCAAUGAGGAAUCUAAGGAUGUUAUCUCUUUUUUGGAGGUUGAUAUUAUCACGCCAACACAUAAUUUAUUAGCAAGAAAGUUGACUUGCGAGAUAUUACCAGGGAAAAGCCUUCUUCUUACCGGGUUGAUGAAAGCGAAUAACUCUGGAGUUAGAAGAGGAAAAGAAAGCUCAAGCUGAAAGAGAUAAGAUGCUGCAAAUGCAAGUGUUGCAUUCUUCAUUUCAAUUGUUAGUAUGAAACAAAGAGUAGAUUAGAUGAAUGCAAAUUUAUAUAUUGUAAGAAAUAGAAUUGUAUGACAUUAAAUUUUAUGCAAUUUAUUGUAUUUUUUGUA
Messenger RNA from Lactuca sativa (garden lettuce), 2952 nucleotides. Its product is annotated as chaperonin 60 subunit alpha 2, chloroplastic. NCBI's taxonomy places the organism in Eukaryota, Viridiplantae, Streptophyta, Magnoliopsida, Asterales, Asteraceae. Gene Ontology annotation, biological process: protein refolding. Gene Ontology annotation, molecular function: ATP-dependent protein folding chaperone. The record is from RefSeq and is a predicted model, not a curated record.